CAUCGUUGAGAUGAAGCAGGCAGCGGGUUGCAGGCUUUGGCGGCUAGCCUCUAUCAACGCUACAGAUCACUGUAGAGGGUCUGGACACAAACACACUUUAUAUUUCAGAGGUCGGGUCCAGCCUAGAAAUGGCGGAAGCUGCCAGUUGAAUCGGCUGCCUAUUUAGAUGCGUGUCAAAGGUUGCCCAACACACACACUAUGGCAGGCCGAUAUUCAAGUACACGGUUACCCGUGCAAUGUGGCUACUCCGCAACCCCAACGUUUCGGUUCACCUCCAUCCUCGAGCAUAGUCGCGUUGGCCUGGUUGCACGGCCAUCCAGAAUUCGCGUAACACCCAAAAUAAUAACUUUUCAGAAGCAAACAAGUUUACUCUUCUCAUGGUCCCCACAUCGCGAUUUUUCUCAGCUCCGGAAGAAUGACCCCAGCGACUUGGCCUCGCAGCCAGUUGUAUCUGGGAGAUCUCAUUCAAGGACUGAGCAGAAUGACAGCCCAUCAUCACUAAGCUCUUCCGAAACAACUGGCCUGCCUCUUCGGGAAAACAUCUACACACUCCCAAAUAUCAUUACAGCAUCCAGAAUCCUAGCAUGCCCCAUCCUUGGCUGGUCCAUCCUGCAAGGGGACUUCAGGAAUGCAACAUUGCUUCUUGCUUAUGCUGGUGUCUCUGACUGGGUCGAUGGAUACUUAGCGCGGAAAUACAACAUGCAUACCGUCCUUGGCACCAUUCUUGAUCCAGCCGCGGACAAAAUUCUCAUGACUACCCUUGUUGUUACGCUUGCCAUCAAAGGACUGCUGUCAGUUCCCCUGGCCGCCAUCAUCUUGGGACGAGACUUAGCGCUCAGUAUAUCUGCGUUUUACAUUCGAUAUCAAUCGCUUCCUCCUCCAAAAACUUUCAUGCGUUACUGGGACUUCAGUAUCCCUUCUGCCGAAGUUAGACCAACGAUGAUCAGCAAAGUGAACACGGGUCUCCAACUUGCUCUUAUGGCUGCCCUGACUAUGAGUCCAUUGUGGCCCACUGAUAUAUCGAUGCCAUUGAGGAUAUUCGAGUGGAUUGUCGCUGGAACGACAGUUUGGAGUGGUGCUGGUUAUCUAUGGGCUAGGGACGGCUUCCGAUAUGUUGCUCGGAAGUCCAUAACGAAAACCAGCUCAAAACCAUAAAAUUGUACUACAAAAGCAGACGUACUACAUGUACUAAUACAAAUAAAUUAAUUACAAUCCACAUGUGAGGAAUGCGACGA
Molecule: messenger RNA, 1235 nt
Organism: Cantharellus anzutake
Lineage: Eukaryota; Fungi; Basidiomycota; Agaricomycetes; Cantharellales; Hydnaceae
Product: CDP-alcohol phosphatidyltransferase-domain-containing protein
Exons: 7
Coding region: 199-1155 (318 amino acids)
Biological process (GO): cardiolipin biosynthetic process
Cellular component (GO): membrane; mitochondrion
Molecular function (GO): cardiolipin synthase activity
Source: RefSeq, a predicted model, not a curated record